Molecule: messenger RNA, 690 nt
Organism: Pisolithus orientalis
Lineage: Eukaryota; Fungi; Basidiomycota; Agaricomycetes; Boletales; Pisolithaceae
Exons: 2
Coding region: 1-690 (229 amino acids)
Source: RefSeq, a predicted model, not a curated record
AUGUUUGGCCUGAGAGAUAGAAGACACUCCUUGACACCUUGUCCUUCCAUCACAAACACCCCAACACUCCCUUCCCCUUCCCUGUGCCUGGACAACCAAAUCUGUGAUGAGGACUCUGCAAUGGAGGAGGUGGAGGAGAAUCCUGACAACAAUGAAAACAAGGAUGACCAGCCUUCCAGUAACGAGAAUGAGGAUGAUCAGCCAUCUGGUAGUGAGAAUGAGGAUGACCUGCCAUCUGGUAGCAAGAAAGAGGAUGACCAGCUGCCUGGUAGUGAUGACAAUGACAAGGGUUCUGAUUACAAUGAGAAUGAGAAUGACAACAAGGAGACAGAGAGCUCGAGUGACUCCUGUGAUGAUGAUGAUGCACAUGCUUGCAAUGCUCAGACCAUAUCUUGUGCCCAGUCCCUGCUUCCCCCAUCCUUGCCACCCACAUACAAGUCUGAUGACUCUGCCCAUCCUGUAGGGGAUGUUGUCCAUCCUCACCAAGAAGGUGGCCUGAUCUAUACUAGACUUCAGAAGAAGGGCAAAGGUCGGGCUAUAGAUGCUGAGGACAUUGAUGCUGCAAACCACAGUGACCAUCACACCCAACUCCUGAACCUCAAGAAGCCAGGGAAUCUGUCCACAGCAGCAUUAGACGAAAUACAUGCUUUUGUGAAGGAUAUCAAGACGAUGGCAGAAGAACUUGGCUGA